AUGGACCCACAGGACGCUCAGCUGAAGUCGAAGCUAGGUCAGCUCACCUUCAGACAAAGUGACGAUGAUGAAAUCGAUUUCGAUCACUGCGAGACCGAUGUAUCAGAACGCGAUGCGCACACCAAGUCACGAAGACGCGACAAGCUCUUCUCAUCCGUGUGGAAGAAAGAGUCGCCAUGGACCAAUAUUGGGGCAGUCUCUUUCUCGCCAAAGUUGUUCACCUCCUGCAAAUAUCCUCGCCUAGGCACGAACGACAUCCGUGUCCUAGAUCUACUUCGCAUGGGGCCCGACAUAUGCAGACGGAACCCAUCUCACCCAGAAGGUCAUCUGCGGCGGCCUUGGCCACAGCCUGCCAGUCACCGCAAAUUUACACGCAGCGCUAAAGCGGAUUUGUCAGAGUAUGGCUGA
Fulvia fulva is the source of this 408-nucleotide messenger RNA. RefSeq lists its product as uncharacterized. The coding region runs from base 1 to 408 and encodes 135 amino acids. The transcript has a single exon. The record is from RefSeq and is a predicted model, not a curated record. NCBI's taxonomy places the organism in Eukaryota, Fungi, Ascomycota, Dothideomycetes, Mycosphaerellales, Mycosphaerellaceae.